This is a messenger RNA of Strongylus vulgaris, 282 nucleotides long. The record is from the annotation of a GenBank genome assembly. NCBI's taxonomy places the organism in Eukaryota, Metazoa, Nematoda, Chromadorea, Rhabditida, Strongylidae.
AUGCAUUCCAGAGUCUCCUUACGUCCAUCCUUCUGGUUCGAUAUCCACGGUGUCCCACGCAAUCACACUGGUCUUGGUGACAUCCACGUCGGAGAUGUGAUCCAGUGUGCCGUAUUUUUCUUCUUUUAUAUGCUGUACCCUCGUGAUGGUCUACAGCCUUAUCGUGGCGCGGGGGUGACUCUGGGUGUCGAACUGCAAAGUACAGCGGAGGUUUAUCCUCCAGCAGUGUCUCCCAAGCUGAAAAGGAGUUCGACGUUUCCGGUUUCCCGGAUGCCCAGCUAA